AUGCCGUACAUCCCGUCCGUGUCGUCUGCAGCUGCGGCCAACAUGUCAUCUGUGGCAAAUAUGACGGCUGCAUACUUCAACACCAAAGGUGCAGCCUAUGGAACUCCACAUUUGGGCUUCCCAACAGCUCCCACACAUAACUUCCUCCCAACUGGUAUGGGAUACAUUGGUGGAAGCUUGGCCGAGUGCCAACCAGCAGGACUUGCAUGGAACGCUGGCGCGCCGCCCAGGUAUGGAAGGCACGUUUAGUA
Molecule: messenger RNA, 251 nt
Organism: Cylicostephanus goldi
Lineage: Eukaryota; Metazoa; Nematoda; Chromadorea; Rhabditida; Strongylidae
Source: the annotation of a GenBank genome assembly